Messenger RNA from Cladocopium goreaui, 701 nucleotides. The record is from the annotation of a GenBank genome assembly. Lineage: Eukaryota; Dinophyceae; Suessiales; Symbiodiniaceae.
UACCUUACGCGACUUUAUCUGACUAGUGACUUUAAAGCUUCGAUCCCAAAAACCGAGCGCAUCACCCUUCGCUCGACCAUGACACCACAGACGGAGCACAUGCAGAUUCUGGUGGCCAGCUCCUGCUACUGCUUUGCGUCAGUCGGAAUGCUGUUGUUCAACAAGUUUGCUGUCCAAGACUUCCCACUGGAGUGCUGCUUGGUGUGGGCGCAGCUUUUUUUUGCGGCAACUUGCUUGAGCCUUUUCGCUUUUCCCUACAUUCAUGUGGGCUCUGCCAAGGACCUGCUGCGCUGGUGCAUGGUGGUGCCCUUCUACUGUGGCAUGCUAUUGACCUCCAUCUUAGCCUUGAAAACGGCACCCAUGUCUCUGGUCAUCGUCCUUCGGAACAGCAGUCCCUUGGGCACGUUGCUCAUUGAACGCUUCUACCCCGAACCCUUGAGGAUCAGUGGCUUCAUGUUGGGCUCCAUCUUCCUGAUGAUUGCAGGUGCUGUGAUGUAUGUGACCCAGCUUCCCUCUGAGAACUGGCAGGGCAUUGGUUGGGUCUUUCUGAACAGCGUCAUCGCAGUGGUGGAUCGCUUGCUACAGCGCUUGCUGCUGUCCAAGGAGCAGUGCCCUGUGGAUAUCUCCAAGACGGGGAUCACCUUGAUCAACAAUUUGGUGGGAAUGUUGCCUGUGGGCCUGGCUGCCUAUGCCAAGGGAGA